AUGCCGGACCCGGAGCAGCGACGUCGCAUGGAUGAAGAGGCUCGUCGUAUUCGGGAAAUGCAACGGCAGCGCGAAGAAGAACAGAACCGCCGGGAACAAGAAGCUUACAAUGCUUCGCUCCCUAAAACACGCACGCCUAUUGCACAGCAGGAACUAGGUGGAUAUGGAGGUGGUCGAAGUGAACCGCCCAACAAUCGCUUUAACCCAUCCCGCCCGGCCCCAAGCAUUCCUACUGACCGGAGUCGUCAGCAGCCUCCGGGAUCUCUAAGACAAAUAACUCCGCAACGGCCUGCACCAUCUACUCCCAAGUCUGGUACAACGAUGCACGGUACACGGACUGCAGAAACCAAUAAUAUCCAAGGAUCGCUUCGGGCAGCUCCACGGCCAGACCAGUCCCGUCAGCCAGGACAAGAUCGAUAUUCCCCCGAGAAGCGACCAAACCUCAAUUCUCCAGGCCAACCUCCAAGCCGUCUUCCAGCACCUGUACAGCCGGUUAAGCCUCUCAAUAUUGCAAACAAAACAACUGGUGCCCAAACAAAAGCCAUUCCUGAUGGUGUUCGUCAAGCAGAAGCUACUCUGAACAAGAAAGCUGAGCCCCGUCACAAGGACAUUCGAAUGUCUACUAUGUCAGAAGGUGAAGUUAUGGAGAGACUCAAGCAAGUUGUAUCCAAGGAUAACCCAAGUGAAUCAUAUAGUAAACAGCGUAAGAUUGGUCAGGGUGCCUCGGGAUCUGUAUAUGUGGCUCGAAUUAAGGAGACAGCUACAUCACCCGUCGCGCGUGAACUAUAUCGCACACAUGGCCCGCGAGCCCAAGUUGCCAUCAAGCAAAUGGAUCUCAAGAGCCAACCACGCAAGGAGCUCAUUGUCAAUGAGAUCAUUGUGAUGAAGGACAGCCAGCACCCCAACAUCGUGAAUUUCCUGGAUUCAUUUCUGCAGGAACAAAACAAUGAGCUUUGGGUUGUGAUGGAAUAUAUGGAAGGCGGUGCGUUAACUGAUGUGAUUGAAAAUAACCCCGUUAUUCAAGAAGAUCAGAUUGCAACAAUUUGUUUCGAGACUUGCAAGGGGCUUGCACAUUUGCACAGCCAGUCAAUUAUACAUCGUGACAUCAAGAGUGAUAAUGUUCUGCUUGACCGUGUUGGGAAUGUGAAAAUUACCGACUUUGGUUUUUGUGCUAAGCUCACCGAAUCAAAAAGCAAGCGAGCAACGAUGGUGGGAACGCCAUACUGGAUGGCUCCAGAGGUCGUUAAACAAAAGGAGUACGGGCCACGAGUCGAUAUCUGGUCCCUCGGUAUCAUGGCAAUUGAGAUGAUUGAGUCGGAACCACCGUAUUUGAACGAAGAACCCCUGAAGGCACUAUAUCUAAUUGCCACCAAUGGAACCCCGCGUCUUAAGAAACCAGAAAAACUGAGCAAGGAUCUGAAGUCUUUCCUUAGCGUCUGCCUCUGUGUCGAUGUGCGGAGCCGUGCUUCUUCUGACGAGCUACUGCAGCACGAGUUUCUCAAAAACGGUUGCAGUUUGGCUAGCCUUGCAGAGUUGCUGAGGUUUAAGAAGAAUUCGGCUCAGUAG
Messenger RNA from Uncinocarpus reesii 1704, 1566 nucleotides. Its product is annotated as serine/threonine-protein kinase PAK 1. The transcript is spliced from 3 exons. Gene Ontology annotation, biological process: protein phosphorylation; intracellular signal transduction; regulation of MAPK cascade. Bases 1 to 1566 code for a protein of 521 amino acids. Gene Ontology annotation, molecular function: ATP binding; protein serine/threonine kinase activity. NCBI's taxonomy places the organism in Eukaryota, Fungi, Ascomycota, Eurotiomycetes, Onygenales, Onygenaceae. Gene Ontology annotation, cellular component: cytoplasm. The record is from RefSeq and is a predicted model, not a curated record.